Molecule: messenger RNA, 2637 nt
Organism: Lymnaea stagnalis (great pond snail)
Lineage: Eukaryota; Metazoa; Mollusca; Gastropoda; Lymnaeidae
Source: the annotation of a GenBank genome assembly
GCUAGUCCAAGAUACCCUCAAAAGUAUCCUCCCAAUUAUGUGGUGUCAUGGACCAUUGAUGGAGGGGAGGAAGUCGUGACCUUUAGGUUUGAUCUGCUUUUAUAAGGCUUUUGCCAGACAUCAAUCCUCUCAUUUUAAAAAGUUGAUUUAUUUGUUUGCAAAUGCACAAGAGUGGUUUACCUAAUCUACAUGGUGCCCCCAACCCCCCAGCCCCCCCCCCCUUAAAAAAGGCCAACUGAAAUUGUCAUUAUAAUGACGUCAUAUAGUUAUAAUGGAACAUAAGUAUAUUAGUAAAUUUAUACAGUUAACAAAUUUUGAUGUUAUUAUAUUGAAUUGUAAGAGGUGUCAUCAUUUUUUUCUGAGCCACCCUGUAUAAACAACACUAAGUCGAGAUUAAUGCUAUAAUCGAGUGAAACAAACGUGAAUACGGAACAUAUUACAACAUAUUCGUUAUUUGGUGUUCGUGAAAUGAAGAAUACAAAAUUGCCAUUAAUGAUACGUUUGUCAUAUUCGCCUCAGUUUUAACUAAUUACAUGACUCGAUAUCAUAUUAUGUUGUUAAGAUUUUUUAAAAUAGAAAUUAUCUGAUAUUGUGCAAAUAUUUCUUCUUAAUUCAGUAUACAGAAAAUGGAGAUGAAAGACAACGAAAAUGACUUUAUCACUGUUUACGAUGGUCCAAACACUCGCGCAUCAAACCGUGUGAGAUUUGGUCGAGAUAAGGGGCCCUUAAGUUUUACGUCGACAUCAAACUUCCUCCACAUCGUGUUUCAGUCUGACGGGUCAUUUGAGUUUCCUGGCUUCUACGCCUCUUUCAAAGUCAAAGGUUUGUAUACAACACAAUGUCGUAAUCAUAUAAGAAAUAUAUAAUACGUUCUGUAAGUUUACAUUGUAUCUGUGGAAAUACUGAAUCAAUGCAACCAUAGAUUUGUUUUUGUGAUUGUUCGUCCUACGCAGGUAAAGAUGACCGUCGUUAGUACGCAGGUGGCCCGUCAGUUCUAUGUGUGACUUAAAAGCUUUCCCGCAUGUGGGACACACGUUGUUUUGGGUCCUAGUAGGAUUUGAGACGAUUUUUCUUUUUCUCUCCAUGUAAUGUCUUUGGGCGAGCUAUUAUUUUCCUUGACGGUGGGUCUGCCAUGCCGUGGUCCAUGGCAAGUGUCUUUCAAGGGUCAUUUAUUAAAUGCAUGUCUACUAUACAACGACUUAACAUAUGUUUACAUAUACAAAAAAACGUUGUUCGAUUGACAUAUGGAUCCAUGGAAGGCUAAGUAUUAAAGCACGUGAUAUCACUGAAUUUAAAUAUGUGUACUCUAGUUUUACAUCGGGUCUGAUACAUAUUUUUUUUCUUUUUUCUUUAACAAUUGAUGACCAAGGUUGUUAUAAUUAGCCAUUAGACAGAAAUAAAAAAAGUCGUAUGCAUAUCAGUUUUCCUUAUGUAAUUCAACCACUUCAAAUAUCGUCAUAUUGCCCACAGUGUUUAAUAUGUUUCCAUGCUGACAGCUGAGUUUAAACAAUUCAGAACUAUACAAAACAACUUGAUAUCACUUUGUUGUGCCAACAUUCCGGCAUACGUUUUGUAUAAAGCUACUUAGAAAGUUGCAUUUGGAGGGAUAUUCGUGUCUCAAGCAGAAGCUUUUGGUGGACCCCCUGCUCCAAGAGAAUUAACCUGCAGAAUAUCCAUUAAUUUUAGGGAGGGCACAUGCUGCUUGGCAGCCACCCACGUGAUGUUUUGCCUUCGUUUUGUUCCAGCCUGCUACCUCAAGAACCACAAAAGUUUAAAUUACUUUAAUUUAGAUGCUGCAUAGCAACGGGUGGAUUUCCUACUCCGGAUCACUGUGACCUCCCACGCCACCCCUGGGGUCGACCUGAUCCUCUGGUUUUGUCGACGAAGAUAGUGAGAUCUUCAUUGCCACAUUCUGUUUCGGUUUCCUCAGAGCUGUCGACCACUAGAUCUUAGCAGUGCUUAGUCCUAAGAUGGUACUGGUCACUCCUGACCCCUCCAUCAACAGCACAUUAGAAGUGCUGGAUAGUGACGUUGUCGAUACUGCUCCGUAGCAGAAUCACCUUCAAUGGGGGAUGGCUUUGUGGGCAUCGAUAACUCCUAUGAUCCUUAAGUGGAAGCUGUAAUCAUAUGCCAUAAUCCUUGCCCCUAAUCAUCUUUGCCCCACUCAUUUCACGACAAUAUCAGUGUGAUAAGGUGUCUACAGGUCAGUUGCACACCUGGGCUUCAUAGUCACCCACCCAACAUGGCAAGUGGAGGGUUCGUUUUGCAUGAGUUGGUGGCUUCCAUUCUUGGCAGACCACUGCUUUGGCUCUAUAAUUAUCUGCCAUUCAGUCUCCAAUCGAUGCAAUUCUUCUAGCAACGUGUUAAACGUUAUCAAUGUUGUGCUGUUGUUGUUGUUGUGCUGUUGUUUUUGCUGUUUUGUUGUUUUGAUAUCUAAUUGAUUUCGUGCAUUUUUUUUUAAAAAUACGUUCAUGUUUAUUGACUCCAGGCCGUGCUGAAGGCAAGAGCUGUAAUGUGACUCAUGUUUGCCUGGAAAAUAUGUCUUGUAUCAAUGGCCACUGCAGCUGUGGGCAAGGGCAGUUUUAUAACACUUCGUCCAGUCUUUGUAUCCCAGGUAAUAUGUCAGUUUCUUUGUAG